GAACCACCUCAAGGAUAUUCCAGAAGCUAUGUCUGAGAGCCAGCAUGUGACCUAUUCUCACUUGGGAAGCUGGAUCUUUUCCAAUCCGGAUGGAGUGUGUACAGCAGGAAAUACCAACUACCAGUAUGCUACUCCUUUGCCUCUGUCUGCUCCCCACACCCACCAUGGCUGUGAGCACUACCCUGGCAUCCGAGGACACCACCGGCAGGCUCCCUACCCUUCUGCAUAUGUGCACAGAAAUCAUUCUCCCUCAGUGAAUUUGAUAGAAAGCUCCAGCAAUAACCUGCAAGUUUUCUCUGGAGCUGACAACUGGACUUCCUUAUCCUCCACACCCCACGCCAGCAUCCUGUCUGUACCCCACACCAGCGGACCAGUCAAUCCAGGGCCUAGCCCAUAUCCAUGCCUGUGGACCAUCAACAACAGUGGCGGGGGCCCUGCCGGGUCAGGCUCAGAGGUGCAUGCCAACUCCCCGGGAGCGUUUCUCCUGGGUAACCCAGCUGUGACUUCACCUGUCUCCACCCAGACACCCACUUCGCUCACCCAUGCCAUGCCUAGGCAACAAAAGUUCAUUGAGUACCUUCCUUGUGCCUUGACCCUUACUCUCAAAUGAUUCUAGAAGGCUGCCCCUUCUGUUCUGUGGACAUAGUAAGUCCACAAAGUCCAUAAAGCUGGUAAGUGAGCUCAAAAUUUACCUAGCCUAAGGCUACUGCAUUGUAACUUUGUACAGUCCUAAAGGUAUGUGUAGCCAGAGAGCUUCUGCUUUGAGACCAGGAGAGGGUGUAAGUCCAUGGAGUGAAGUUAACAGAAGUAGAGUUAAUCGCAUGUUAUAGCACUGGGAAUUGAGGAAAUGAAAUCAUGUUGCUCCUUGGCUCAGAAACCUUGGAUGACUCACCAUCACCUACAGAUCAACGUUGAUCUCCUCUGCCAUCUGCCCUCAAAACAUUUGUCUAGCUUUAGCUCCCGGUUACCCCAUUAGCACCCUCUAUUUCAGUCAAGGCACACAUUCUGCCUCUAUUUUUUGGACAGUCAGUGUUCUUUCCCACCUCUGUACCUUCUCUCCUGCCUGAAAGUCCCUUCUCUGCUCAGUUCACCUGUGUGAAUCUUGCUAUCUCCCAUGGACUGCCCAGAGCACCACCUGCUGCAUCAAACAUUUGAUCUGCCUGGGUUCCCUGCCUUCCCACUGGUUUUGCCUGUUGUAGAGCUCAUCUCAUGCUGCCUUGUAUUUUUAGCACCCAUGUCUCUCUUCCACUAGACUGUGAGCCCCUUGAGGGUGAGGCCCGGCCUUCUCCUCUCUGUUCCCCACAGCAGCACCUGGUUCUGUGCCUUGCCUAUAGGAGGUGCCCAAUAAACACUGGCUGAACUGAA
This is a messenger RNA of Odocoileus virginianus texanus, 1365 nucleotides long. NCBI's taxonomy places the organism in Eukaryota, Metazoa, Chordata, Mammalia, Artiodactyla, Cervidae. The record is from RefSeq and is a predicted model, not a curated record.